This is a messenger RNA of Rhizophagus irregularis DAOM 181602=DAOM 197198, 606 nucleotides long. Its product is annotated as 10 kDa heat shock protein variant 2. The record is from RefSeq and is a predicted model, not a curated record. Gene Ontology annotation, molecular function: ATP binding; metal ion binding; protein folding chaperone. Gene Ontology annotation, cellular component: mitochondrial matrix. Lineage: Eukaryota; Fungi; Glomeromycota; Glomeromycetes; Glomerales; Glomeraceae.
GCGUAGAAUUUUCUCCAACUUUCUAUCUCCUUUAAAUUAAAUGACGGAGGCGCUUUUUCAUAAAAAAAUUUUUUAAUUUUUCCCGAUUGGUUAGAAUUCUUUAAUUUGGUAUUGAGAAAAACACCUAUCUUUAACAGUAAAUAAUUAUAAAAAUGGCAACGGCCACUAGGAAUGUAAAAGCUAUAAUUCCACUUCUUGACCGCGUACUUGUUCAACGUAUUAAACCAGUACAGAAAACCUCCUCUGGUAUCUUAAUUCCUGAAAAAUCACUUGAAUCUUUAAAUGAGGGAGAGGUUAUUUCGGUCGGUAAAGGUGCAUUAGAUAAGGAAGGAAAACACGUUCCAAAUCAAGUAAAACCUGGAGAUCGUGUACUUCUUCCAUCCUACGGAGGUAGUACUGUUAAAGUUGGAGAAGAAGAAUAUACACUUUUCCGUGAUGCUGAAAUUUUGGCUAAAAUUGAGGAAAAAUAACUUGUUGAAUUUUAAUAAUUCAGUUCUUUUGAACAAUGGUGUAAUAAGAAAAUAUUAAUAAAUCAAACUUUAAACAAUAAUAAUUGUUUGAGGUCUUGUGGUAAUAUAGACCGAAUUUUAGUAUUUUUUUUAAUUC